Messenger RNA from Ceratotherium simum simum (southern white rhinoceros), 1110 nucleotides. It is a transcript of the gene B3GALT9, whose product is annotated as beta-1,3-galactosyltransferase 9. NCBI's taxonomy places the organism in Eukaryota, Metazoa, Chordata, Mammalia, Perissodactyla, Rhinocerotidae. Gene Ontology annotation, biological process: protein O-linked glycosylation. Gene Ontology annotation, molecular function: hexosyltransferase activity. The record is from RefSeq and is a predicted model, not a curated record. Gene Ontology annotation, cellular component: Golgi membrane.
AUGCAGGUGACAUUCUGCAGACUUUGGACUCACCAGUGGUGUUUCAUUCUGUUUAAUGUCAUCCUAUUUCACGCCUUACUUUUUGGGGCUGAUUUUGUGGAAGAAUACUUUCUGCAUGCUUUGCCUUAUGUAGAUAUGAAGGUUCUUGAAAUUAAGGAUAAGGCAAGAAAAUUGAACAUGGUGCCUCUAAGAAGUAAUCUUUCCAAAUAUUAUAUCCUGAGCCCAUCAGAGGUGUGUAAAGGGAAGAACAUAUUUUUGCUCUCUCUCAUCUUCAGUAGCCCAGGAAAUGGAACAAGGCGGGACCUCAUCAGGAAAACCUGGGGUAAUGUGACCAGUGUCCGAGGGCACCCCAUUCUUACACUGUUUGCUUUGGGAAUGCCUGUUUUGGUAACUACUCAGCAAGAGAUAGACAAAGAGUCACAUAAGAAUAGUGAUAUAAUUGAAGGAAUCUUCUUGGAUAGUGCUGAGAAUCAAACCCUGAAGAUCAUCACAAUGACGCAGUGGGCUGUGACUUUCUGCCCUAAUGCCCUGUUCAUUCUCAAGGUUGAUGAGAAGAUGUUUGUUAAUUUACCAAGCUUGAUAGACUAUCUUCUCAAUCUGAAAGAACACCUUGAAGAUGUCUAUGUAGGAAGAGUUAUCCAUCAGGCUACACCCAACAGAGACCCUGAUAGUGAAGAAUUUGUCCCUCUUAGCGAGUACCCAGGAAAGUAUUACCCAGAUUAUUGCAGUGGUGAGGCCUUUAUUAUGUCCCAAGAUGUGGCUCGGAUGAUGUAUGUGGUGUUUGAAGAAGUACCAAUUAUGGUGCCUGCUGAUGUGUUUGUAGGAAUUUGUGCCAAGUCCAUUGGCCUUAUACCCAUCCACAGUUCAAGGUUUUCUGGGAAAAAGCACGUCAGAUACAACAGAUGUUGCUAUAAGUUCAUUUUCACAUCCUCAGAAACUACAGAUGCCGAAAUGCCUCUGGCAUGGAAGGAAACUAACAAUGGGAAAGAAUGCACACCUUUUGAGACUUACUAUGGGCUCAUUUCCUGCAAACUUCUGACAUACCUUGACAGCUUUAAACGUUUUCACAUGGGUACCACAAAAAACAAUGCCGUGUAUUUUAGUGAUUAG